CACUGCGGUGAAUUAAUUGCAAAUAGAAUAUGACACCGUUUAAUAAAGACCCACUAUUUCCCCUUCCACAACACACUUCAAUCUCCCGCUACCUAGGGCUGGAAAAUUUUCAAGCCUGGCGCUAGAAAAUUUUCCCCUCCCUUCCCAUCUCCCGCCAUACCUACCUAGGGCUUAUCGAUCUGCUGCCUUUCUAGGGACCUGGAACAUAGUAUAAGAAAAAUGUCUGCUAGAGGUCGAGGACGAGGAGGUCGUGGAAUGACACCUCACAGAGUGACUGCUAGAGCAGUGCUUACUCCUACCGUGUCAUCCAUGCCAAGUAAUGAUCUAGCCCAAAACUCAUCUCUUGCUCCACACAUAUCUGAGUUUGCGCAACCAAAUGUAUCAUUGACACCUGCAGAUGCAUCUGUAACAAAGAAUGUACAUGGAAAAACUAAAAGUUUAGCGCUAGCCAAGAUUCGAGGGCAUGGAGAGAAGGUGAAAUUGGGCUUUUCUAGAAUACUUGGACAACCAUCCAGUGAAAACGAUAAUGACUUGACUAGGUUCACCACAGAGAUAGGUGUUAUUGUUCUGCAAUUUGCUCCUUUAUAGGCAAAAGUUGGGAGAAGGUGUCCCGAGAUGCAAUGGAUAUCUGUAUUGUGCACAUUUGAGUAAGUAUUAGUAACAUGACCUUGUUAUUUGUCGGAGUAGUAUGUUAUAACAUUUGUUGGGAGUUUUGUUGGCCUUUUCAUAUGAAAUUGAGAAUAAUUGGAUACUAGUUGAGUGAGUAUGUAAUAAUAUUCUGAUGCAGUUUUGAGUCUAAGUUGACAUCUAAGUUGCUAUCUUCAUGUAUGCAAUUGACUGGAUGAAUUUGUGAGAUAUGUAGGAAAAUUUUGAUCUUCCUGAAGCAACUUAUGUAGACAAAGCUAUAUUGCGAGCUAUGGGUAAGUGGUAUUGUGACAUGCGAUCCCGUCUCAAGAAGAAAUUUGAGAAUGGAGACGUCAAUUGCCCUACAGAUAUAGAGGAGGUAGAUUGGGCAUAUUUGUCUUACUUAUGGAAAGACUCCGAUUAUGAGGUAUGUGGUAAAUUGGUAGUUGGAAUGAUUCUCUAUAGUUAGGUACUGGUAAUAUCUUCCUGCCUCAAACUCUUGUUACAAAUUCUAAUAUGUAGCAUGACUUUCUUUAUCAUAUAGACGUUGUGAUACUCCUAAUUGGUUAGUGAAAAUGCAGGAAAAGUGUAGCAAGUAUAAGGAUAAUUGAAAAAAACCUAGGAUUCACCACGUCGCUGGAAUGAUUCUCUAUCAUUUCAGCAAUUAUAGAGGUGUUUUUCUGCCUUGAUAGAACAUUUCCAGCAACUAGUUUAUGCUUUAAAUAUGCAGAAACUAAGACACAAUUGUUAAACUUACGUUCUUGAAUACUGAAAUUGAAUUUUAGUUGCAAAGAAUAUGGUAUAAAUGCUGAAAGUGUGAAAGUUAGAAUUUUUUUGGGUGGGCAAAGUUGCACUUUUUAUGGCUUUAGCUCUUCCUUGUUGAGCAAUUGAGGUCGCUCAAUCAGUCUUUACAACUUUUUCGCAAAAAGAAUUUGGGUGUUGGGAAAUCGAAGGUAUAUGGCUGGAGAUACACUUAUGCAUUGGUUAAAUGGUUUUCACUUGUUGAGUGGUAGCACAACAUUACUUUCCAUAUCUCAACUUGUUUCACUGAAUCACUCCUUGAUCCCUAUGAAGUGGUUUAGUCAACCACCGUCAGUUUAAAGCAAUUGUACCAGUGAAAACUAAUAUCUGAAACUCAGUGUGCUUGUGUUCCUUUGCGUGUAUUUCCUAGCUCAUCAAGUAAUUUAAGCCUUAAAUAUGCUAAAUCUCAAACUUAGUUGUUAAACUUAUGU
Molecule: messenger RNA, 1856 nt
Organism: Rhododendron vialii
Lineage: Eukaryota; Viridiplantae; Streptophyta; Magnoliopsida; Ericales; Ericaceae
Exons: 3
Coding region: 220-588 (122 amino acids)
Source: RefSeq, a predicted model, not a curated record